Owenia fusiformis is the source of this 2943-nucleotide messenger RNA. The record is from the annotation of a GenBank genome assembly. Lineage: Eukaryota; Metazoa; Annelida; Polychaeta; Sabellida; Oweniidae.
CAAAUAUGGGACAAAGUCAAGGAAAUAUGGGACAGGCUCAACCAAAUAUGGGGCAAGGUCAAGGAAACAUGGGACAAGGUCAAGGAAACAUGGGUCAAAGUCAAGUUAAUAUGGGACAACCUGAUCAAAAUGGGAAACAACCCAGUGACCAGACACCAACAAGCCAGGCUAGUGACCAAGCCACAAACCAGGCAGAGCCCCCUGCUGGUGGGCCACAGCAACAAAAUGGGGCAGGACAAGGUGUUGGCAGCCCUGCACCUCAUCCAAGUAGCCAGGCACCACCAAUUAGCUCUGGGGGUACAGCUGUAAGUUCCGGGGCCCCCACAGACCAGACAGGUCAGAGUGCAAUGCCCCCCAGCAGUCAGCAAAUGUCCAUGAGCCAAGCAUCAACCAAUCAAAUGCCUCCAAUGACAUCACAAGGACAAGGACAGCCAAUCAACACACAGAAUUUCCAGAGAGGUCCCAUGGGUAAUCAGCAACCAGGUAUGAUGGGUCAAGGUCAGAUGAUGGGUCACGGAAAUCCAAAUCAGCCAUAUUCGGGUCAAGGUUAUCCUCCUAACCAAUCAGGUAUGGUUCCUCAACAAGGCAUGAUGUCCCAGAACAAUCAGAUGACACCACAGAACAAUCAAAUGACAUCACAGAACAAUCAGAUGACACGUCAACAGAUGCCACCACCCAGUAAUUACCCAAAAAGCCCUGGUCAAGGCUUUAACCAGGCUUAUCCAAACCAACCGCAACAAUAUGGUGGUCAACCACAACAACAACAGUACAACCAGAACUACAACCAAGGCCAACCCCAACAAUAUGGCAACUACCCCAACCAACAACAACAGCAGCCUGGUGGAUAUUUCAGACCUCCUGGACCAACCAAUCAAAUGGGGCCUCCUGGAUCAACCAAUCAGAUGGGACCACCUGGAUCGACUAAUCAGAUGGGGCCACCUGGGUCAACGAGUCAGAUGGGACCGCCUGGAUCAACCAAUCAGAUGGGGCCUCCUCAAGGUCAAAUGCCAAGAGGUCAAAUGCCACCUAGUGGUGGGAUGGGGAACCAGACCAGCAUGCAAAGCAGCAUGGGAAAUAUGCAAGGCAGUAUGGGUACUAUGCCUGGUCAAAUGGUACAAUCCAGUAUGUCGCAGGCCCCCAUGAAUCCAAGUCAGAUGAACCACUUAGUUUCACAGGGGCAAAUGAGUGGCCAGAUGGCGCCACAAGGUCAGAUGGGGUCACAAGGUCAACCUGGAUAUGGCUAUAACCAAGGUCAAUAUUAACUGAUCGAAUUCAACAUUUUUAGUAGAAGCUGUUCCUCACUUUAGUUAACGCAUUAUGACUAAAUACUGUAAAAUAUAGCUUUGUAUAUCGGAUAUACAUGUAGCAACAUAUAAUCAACAAAUAUAUAUGAGAGAUUCUCUGGUACUGACUAGGAAGAACAAGAUACACUUGGAAUGUAACAUUUAAAAAUGUCGCAUUUAAGAAAUGUCACAUUUAAGAAACAUCACAUCUAUUAAGUGUGACAUUUGAUAUGUACUAUGUACAUUUAUCCGAAAAGAAACAAACAUAGAACAAAAUAUUUACACUAAUUUGUAGCUUCACUAAUGCUGUGCAGGAACUCUUCCCAGUUUAGACCAUUUCACUGAAUUUGCACCCGUGGUCGUAAUUAUUCCCAAUGCCAUGUCUGGAUGAGUCAUCACAAAGACAAGUUCAGAAAUCUGUUCUGAGACCACUUGGAGAGUUCAGAUAGAUUGCUAAGAUUUCAAUUUCAAAUGAUUCCUAUUGGAAUUUUGUAUAGUUACGCCAUAUGUUAACCUAUUGUUGUUGAUACAAGGUGUCACAAAAAAUCAGCCAUCUCAUUUUGGUGUUACUCGAUUUUGUUGGAAUCUCCUUGAAUUUUCUUUUGUAGAUCCCACUAAAGGGCUCAACGGGUAAAGUGUGUCAUUUAAAGAACACAUCAAUAUAUAAUGAAUUUCAACAAGUUUAAGAUUUAGAGAAAUCGUGAUUUUAAUUUUGCAUCUAAUUAUUUGAAAAUGCUCAGAGAAAAAUAUUCCAGAAUUAGGUAGUUGAUUUGAUGUCACCCGCAUAGUAUAAUGUACUUGUAUAUAGACUGUAGUUUUGUAAAAUCACUAAAAUAUUAUUUUUUGUAUAAUCAUGGGCAUUCAACGGAAAUUCUAUUGAAAGCCCAUGGUAUAAUGAAUUCCAGUUUUUUGGAAUGAUAUACAGUAUAGUAGAAUACCUAGCAUAAUUGUAAGAAAAGUAUUAUGGAUGAUAGUUACACAAAGUACAGUGGAACUAAAGAGUCAAGCACGUCAACACUCGAUUGUAAAAUAUCAUAAAUGUGAUAGUUUCAGAGAAGUUAUUAAAAUUGAACAUGGACAACUAUAUUUUGUAGGAAGAGAAGCAUGAAAAGAGAAAAAAGUUAAAACAGUUUUUUGACAUUUUCAAAACAUAGAUAUUAUUACCAUAUAUAUUUCAUUUAUUCUUAUAAGAUAUAAUAAUGUAGAAAAAAAUUCAGUGAAAACAAUUAAUUUAGGACAUUUUCGAAAACAAAUAUAACAAAUAAUCAUACACUAUGUAGUCUAUGACUUUCUAGUUUUCACUGUACCACAAUGUUCAUAUAAAUGUACAUACAUUUACUUAUGCUGUUCUAAAACACUAGUUUAACAAUAUUGCAGUGUAUGUUUAUUCUUUCUUGUAUGAAAGCAUACUCUGCGAGCAGAAUCUAAUUAUAAACUACCGACAAAGAUGAAGCUCUUUUUUAAGAAUCGUAGUUGAACAAACGCAAAGGGUAUAGAAAGCACAUUUUACUGACUGCUUAUGAGACCCAGAUGUGGGAUGUACAUAGAUAUAUACUGCUAGUUGAUUUAAUUUGGGACAGUUUUUAUUUAGGUAAUAAAAAAUGGAAAAAUGAAAUGCAGUUAAAUCUUUGUAAGUGAAACACUUUUGGUACCUCUAAAA